UUUUUAUUUUUUUUUAUUUUUAAACCCGAAAUGUUUUCAAGAUUGACAUUGUUGGUCAUGGCAUGCUCCACAUCACAGGCCUUGUACCUCGAAAAGAGACAAGAGCCUGCAGAAGAUAAAACUACAACUGUAAAACAUUCGGCUACCGAGGCAUCUACCAAGAAAGAAAUAACAACAACCACAAGCAAAAAACCAGAACCUACCACCACCACUACAACUAAUAAUCCAUUCAAUAACCAUGAAUCCUCUACUCGUGCAUCCUCUACUCAUGCAUCCUCCACUAAAGCAUCUACUCCUGUAUCUUCCAAAGCAUCUUCCUCUAGCAUUCAUACAUCUGCCACCCAAACCACUGGCACAACAUCUGUCAUACCCCUGUUGCCUACACUAACCCCAUCUACUACAUCCACCGCCUUGCCUGAACAAGUCAGCCCUGGCUCUUCUUCCUCUUCUGCACUAUCAGGUGGUGCCAUUGGCGGCAUUGUAGCUGCUGUCAUCGUACUUAUCAUUGCCGGAAGUGCCUUCAUGUUAGUUCGUCGUAAGAAAGAACGUCACCGUUUAAGAGCAGAAAGAAACAGAGCUGACCCCUUCACAAUGGGUUUUGGCAGCGACGACCCUAAGCCCUUUGAGCAUUAUGAAGUGACACCCAUACCAGAUGAAGAGUAUUCUAAACAGCAUUAUGAACCACAAUUAUCUCCCCCACCUCAUACCAAUUCACCCACUGCUACCGCUGCUACUGCUACUGCUAUUGGUGCUGGUGCUGGUGCUGGUGCUAUGACAACAAUUGCCACCGCAACCACAACCCCUACAAGCCCUAGUACUAAGACCGAAUUACCCGUGAAUGCAGUUACUGCUGCCACCUUAUUAGCAUCCCCUGUGUCUACCGUAGCCUCACCCAUCCCCACCAUUAUUGAGCCAGUUCAGGAAGAGCAUGCGAUGGGAUCCUUUACAGUGAUUGCUACGUAUAUACCAACGCUGACGGAUGAAUUAGAAAUCCAAGCAGGAGACCAGAUUAAUUUGAUUGUGGAAUAUGACGAUGGAUGGUGUCAAGGUAUCAAUCUUUCCAGGGGACAUACAAAGGGUGUAUUCCCUAGACAUUGUAUCGAUUACGCUACGGCUCCUUCUGACCAUCAUGUGCCUAAUUUCGAGCCCGAAAAAUCAAAACGUGUUAGUUCCAUGUAUGUCAUGUAAAAACGACAUGAAAUUUUUAUUUUUUUGGUCAUUCUUUUUUAUUUUUUAUUUUUUUUUUCUUUCUACC
This is a messenger RNA of Mucor mucedo, 1255 nucleotides long. RefSeq lists its product as uncharacterized. The coding region runs from base 31 to 1188 and encodes 385 amino acids. NCBI's taxonomy places the organism in Eukaryota, Fungi, Mucoromycota, Mucoromycetes, Mucorales, Mucoraceae. Gene Ontology annotation, molecular function: protein binding. The transcript is spliced from 2 exons. The record is from RefSeq and is a predicted model, not a curated record.